AUGGAGAAUUGGGUGCAUAUGUUUUUUGAGUGCUCGUGGACUGCUCCGGUUUGGGCUGGGCUCAUUUAUCACGGGUUUCCUCAUCGGCUGGCUCACACUAUUCCGCUCGACAGCCAAGCUUUCGAUUUUAUUGUUCAUGCGCCCACGGGGUUGAGGUUUGCUCUGUGGUUCUUGUGGGUGGAGCGUAAUAACAGGGUGUUUGGGAAGCCUUCUAGUUCGCCUUACACUGUUGUCAGGGAUAUCUUAACUUUCUUUAAAUGGUGGCAGGAGACAAGGAGGCGGGCGAACAGGUUAAUGGAUGGGGCUAGGCGAGAUAGUUCUUCUAGAACUGUUACCUGGAACCCUUAUUAUUGUAAAGGAAUGAUAUUGCAUACUGAUGGUUCGUCAUUGGGCAAUCCAGGCCCGUCCGGCUUCGGAGUUGUUUUGCGUACUCAUGAGGGGGCGUGGAUUGAGGGGAUUUCAGGUAAUAUAGGAAUUGGUGACAAUUCUCUUGCCGAAGUGGUCGCGAUUCUUGAAGGGUUAAAUUUAGCAUUGGCCCGGAGGUGCACAACUCUCACUUGUUACUCCGACUCGCAAGAGGCUCUCCGGCUGAUUCAAAGUGCAUCCGCAGUUAAUCAUGUUAUGGGUGGGUUGCUCAUGAACAUAAGGGAUAAGAUUAGUUUGAUCGGGAAUGUGCGGUUUUUUCACAUCUGGAGAGAGGGAAAUUCUGUUGCUGAUAUCUUGGUUAGGAGAGGAGCCAAGGAAGAAGCGUUCUUCACGACUUGGGCGUAUCCCCCAGAUGACUUACUCACUCCGUUGGCAAAGGAUGCAGCUUUGUUUCCUUACAUGCGUUCAUAG
Molecule: messenger RNA, 837 nt
Organism: Striga hermonthica
Lineage: Eukaryota; Viridiplantae; Streptophyta; Magnoliopsida; Lamiales; Orobanchaceae
Source: the annotation of a GenBank genome assembly